Annulohypoxylon truncatum is the source of this 3868-nucleotide messenger RNA. RefSeq names its product heterokaryon incompatibility protein-domain-containing protein. The record is from RefSeq and is a predicted model, not a curated record. Bases 386 to 3172 code for a protein of 928 amino acids. The transcript has a single exon. Lineage: Eukaryota; Fungi; Ascomycota; Sordariomycetes; Xylariales; Hypoxylaceae.
UUUCUAGCAAAGCCUAAUAUUUCCUAACCUACCUAGGUACCUAAGGACCUAGUAGCUAUUACAAUGAUAUGACUUAUCACUUUUCCAUCAGAGAAGAAAAAUGUUGCUAGGUAGCUGAUGUAAAUGAAAGGAUGGGUCGAUGUUCACCUACUUCUUCUUUGCCAUAGCCAAUCACACAUCACGAUGUUACGCUGCAUAAUAUGUGGGAUCCUAGUUGCAUUUCUUUAUUUCUUUAUGUUUCAUCCUAUUUUCCCAUCUGGGCAUCCUUACUUCAAGCUUACCAAAACAUACAUUUCUUCCCUGUCACAAAUUCGCUGCAUUGAAAUAAAAGAAUGAUAAACUUUGAUCCGGCUUCGUUUUCGCGACCAACCAUCGAUAUCACACAAUGACAGGCAUUUGCAACUGCAGACAUCCCGUUGUUCAGCACGUAGCGGAGAGCCUCUGGAUGUGUACUGAGUGCGUGAUAAAAGUUCCUGAAGACGAAGAGCUCGCGGACCCUCAGAUUAGGACCGAAAGUAGCCAAAGGAUAGUCAGACAAUCAUCUUUAAAUCUCUCUUGGCCGAGGAGUGUGGAUUACAUCGACGAUGAUUCAAUAGAAACAGCUGUCAUUGAGAGACUAGAGAAGACAGAGUCUACCCCGUAUUCAAAUGAGCGAGAACCCCCCUUGAGUCAACUGCAGGCAGAAGACGAAAACGAAUACGGUAAUUCCUCGAUCUCGCCUAAGGCAGAGGCCGCUGGAAUAAAGUAUUAUCCGUACGAACCCUUAGAUCCGACGCAAUCUAUGAACGCCGGAAAUGAUCCAUCGAUUAGGAUAUUCCGAUUGUCUCGUGGGAAUCAUGAGGAUCCACUACACGGCAUAUUGAUACCUAUGCCACUUAAUGCAUGUCCAAAUUACGACGCAGUAUCAUAUACAUGGGCAGAUGAGACGGGCGAUAGUGUAAGAAGACGGCCUCUAUACAUCGGAAAAUCAUGGCACAGACUUGCUAUCACAAGAAACUGCGAGGCAGCUCUUCGACGAUUUCGCCAACGUGACCAAGCAAUUGACUUGUGGGUCGACUCAAUUUGUAUUAACCAGGAGAAUGCGGAUGAGAGGCGCCAGCAGGUCAGGUUGAUGCCUAAUAUCUACUUGACAGCGAACAGCGUCCUUGUUUACUUAGGGACAGGCUCACAUUAUACGAGCGACGCAAUGUUCGUGCUAGGUAUGCAGGAAAAGUCAGCCGAGAUAUAUCUGCAUGAUCCUAAAUACAUUGAAGCCCUAAGAUUCCUCUUUCGCCUUCCCUACUUUUCUCGCAUCUGGAUCAUUCAGGAGCUAGCUCUCGCGAAGGAAGUACGUCUCUACCAUGGGUACGAUCGACAGUCAAUUUACUUAUUCCAUGCUCGAAAUAGAGUCCAGCAGAUAUUCAAGGCUACCGCCCCUGAAGACGUUAUGCCUCUUUGGCUGCAACACUACGAAAAAAGGUCCAGUUCUUCCAGAGAUAUAGGAACUUUGAUCUUCGACGGUAUGUCCAGCAAUGCAUCUCUACCAGAAGAUAAAGUGUUUGCCUUCUUUGGCAUGAUAUAUGGUGCGGAUAUGGAAGGAUUGGUCGCAGAUUACAAUCUAUCAGUGGAACAAGUCUAUACCGGCAUUGCCGCCUAUUUAGUCUCUCGAGGCCAUUUGCUAGAUGUUCUAGUGCGAUCAAGCUGCGGGAAUUCGAAGAGAGAGAUAUCCGAUAACUGCCGUCGCCUUAACCUCCCAUCGUGGGUGCCCGAUUUUCGUCGAGUGACUCCAGGAAGUAAUGUUUACUGUAAGUCCGCACAUGGACCUGUCCAGAAUUUGCCCAAACACGAAAUGGAACCACGACUCGCAGGAGUCCUACGGAAGACUGGAUCUUUGGUUAUCCGUGGAUAUCUGUUGAAUAUCCUUUUAAAAGGAUCUGCACCAGAUUACCAAUAUGAGGAUCCCAGUUUCGGCGUCCAUAUCAAUGUUGAAUUCCAGAAGGAGUUGUUCAACCCGACGACAGACACUAUCCUUCUGAUAUACUCCAAAGAUCAUGUAUCAUCUGUAUUGCAUCUUCGAAGAGCUAAGGCUCACGACCACCACAACAUUUAUACAUGCGCCGGGUAUUGUAGGGUCCGUUUCAAAGUUUUGCCUAAGAUAAUUCAUCCCGGAGUGAAGGGUCUAUCUCACAGGUCUACCAACAAAUUCUCUAAAGAUGACAUGACAAGGCUUUUAUUAAUCAACAGGCCCUUGAUAGACGACUUCUCUCACCUAGGCCAAUUCGCAUUUAACUACCUUUGGACUAUCUAUAAAUUCCUAGGGAAGAAUGCCCAUAUAGAAAGGAUAUUCGAUCCGCGACCUUUCCCGUGUCCCCAGAUAAGCGAGAAUCCCUGGGAAGAUUACCAGGUAUUGGUUAGAGGCGCUUCGACCCACGCCUAUCAACGCGACGAAGAAAUGCCGAGUGUCCAAGUCCGACUUCUAGCCUUUGCCAAAUUCUACGACUUUUGGGUAUCAAAAGGGAACCAAAAUGUUAUAAACAGCCUCGCAAUUAUCAUCGGAGGAGGUAUUAGGAGUACACGGACCAACUAUAAUGAUCUGUGGAAUGAAUGGCUCCAGGAUUAUGACAUAGCCAGAUCUGCUGCUGAGAGUCUCAUCAGAGCAACCAUCAUGCCCACAACCAUCGAUCAAAAUAUGAUAGAUGAAAUCCAAACGAAAAUCGAGCAUUGGAAAGACUCGACAUUGAAUUUGAUGAAUGGGCUCAGCUGGCCUUUGUUCUUCAGUCACAAGUUUGUGGUAUUACAGGAUGAAAAUACGGGCGGUUGUAUACUGGAUUCGUUGAACCCACGUCAUGUUAGAGAACUAUUCGAUGACCCCUUUUCAGGCAUUGAAAUGCGGAUCAAAUCUCUUGGCCAGGGAUGUCUCGACCGUCUCAAUGAAGGACCAAGCAAUCCUUAUGCGGAACAAUGCACCGAGUACAUCACAGAACGUUUGCCGUUUUUGAUCGGGGAUUGGUUCCAUUUUAUGGAAGUGCUGUCUUGGGUCCCCGAGGGAGACACGGCGACGGAUGAAGUCAGAAUCGCGUUUCAACACUUCCAGUCGCCCAGCGGUGAUUUCGUGCAUCCUUUACAUCGGAGAGACAACCAGCCCACUACCCCCCUAAUCAGGGCAGAAAGGGAGACGGUCAUCAUUAUUUAAUCAGACUAGGCACAAACCAUUCAGCUAUAAGGAGAUUCGCUCGAAGAUGAAGUCGGUUUCGAAGUUUGAGUCCUUUAUAAAGUUGGGCUGAAUAUAGAUUGAAUGAAUUAAAAUAGUUCCCCCUUUUUACCAAGACCCCUUAGUCACGGAUUAUCUCCGGUAUUUAAGGUUAACUCCGAUACGGGGUGAAUAGGGACCUAGCGGGCGGUGAAGGAGUUUCCCGGAUUUCGUUAACAUUAGCCUAUAGAUAAAGUUGCGAGAUAGGAACUACCGCCAAAGAAAAAAAAAGUACGCCCUUGCUUUCAAGGCCUGACGACUCUUUCCUCCUCGUCAACUUCACUACCUACCCUCUACCCUUGAGCCUUCCAAGACAAUUCCUCCAACUACUGCCUCAGAUGGCAACAGCCAACUCGAGUGUGGCUCGGACCAGGAAUCUUAACGCUAUCAUCUCGACAGCUCGUGGCAGCAGAAGUCAAGUCAAUCGCCACCAACGUCAUGGCUUCCACAUCGCAGCAGGUAAAUCAGAUUUCUUACUAAUUCCCCUUUCCCAAAUAUCUACCGAGGGUAAGGGGAAAAUAAAAUUCAAGCAUCGGGAGCUCCCCACAUUAUUAAAUCUUACUGUCCUCAUUGUUCCCUGAUUGCUCCUGAUUACGUACGUAACGAUAUCAGGUGUUUGCUAUAUCGCCCGAUGUUCGG